CUAUAUAGAAAUCAAAGACGUAGUCCUACGUCAAAAUCACUUGGCAUCCAUGGCUCGAGAUUGUGGCAUCGAAAAUAUGACAACGCGUCAGAUACCUGGCUUUCAGGGAAUCCGCCGCGACGACAUUGUUUUGUCAAUUCGGUAUUGUGAGGUAAACAUAAACAAACGCUGCAUAAAAUUCAUACUUUUUGUUCAACGUUAUUUCGAAGGUUUAUAGCUUUCAGCAACAAUGGCAUCCAACGAGGCAAAAACUUUGAUGUUGACGGUGAAGGUACAACUUGCGGAUAUCAUUCAAUACGCCGCAGGAGCAAGCUGGCUGAUAAUCGAAGGUGAACGUGUGUUUCAAGCUAACCGCUUACUUCUGGUCGGAGUCCGAACCGUACACGAGGACGGCGUCACCAUAUUUGCCACUUGUUUAAAGUCAUCGUCACCGCGGUCUGAGCCGCACAAAAUUUCCAUCCGUACCAGACCUGUCUUUGAACAGUGGACUUUGCAGUGUUCGUGCGAAGCUGGAAUGGUAAAGUGCAAGCACAUAAUGGCAGUUUUGAACCAUCUUCUAAUGUUUCCAUCGGUUCCAUUGCUUACUGCAGCAGACUUGAGACAGAAAUGGGGUGAAAUUACAGAAAAGGUUGCUGUCGACAUGCACAGGCCAACGUUACUGACGGCGUUCUGCAAGAAAACGACGAAUGCAGAGGAUAUGGCUAAAGUUGUUUCUCCUAUUUUACUACCAGCCCCGCCAGCGGGACUGACUCCGGACGAAAGUAACACCAUUCUUCAACUUUUCGUAGAAGGAUUCCCUGAAAGCAGUUUGGCAUUCGAAAAAAAUGGACGACCAAAGGAAAGAUCCACACUUGUUCACGGUGAAGGGGUAGAAGUUAUGGAGUGUUCGAAUCAGUAUUUAAAAAAAAAUGAUAACAUCUAUAUUUAAAAAAUAUAUCCUUACUAGCUGACCCGGUAAACUUCGUCCUGCCCUAAAUUAAUUAUAAUAACAUCCACGUUUCCUUACUAAGCGCACGUUUGUGGGUCCAAUCGCGAAACUGUUCAUUGAUUGAUCUUCUAUUCUACCCUUUAAAAUUACUUUUUUCUAUGAAAUUUCAGUACUUCUACCGAAACUCGACAUUAUAAUAUCAGAUUAUUUUCAAACACAAUUCUCUUGCAAGAUUUGUCCGUUACAUGGAAUAAAUGUUUGAUACAGAAAAUAUGAUACAAUGAAGACAGCCCUUCUUCUUCUUGAGUGGCGUUAACGUUCCCUGUGGAACUUUUGCCGUCUCAACGUAUUCAUUAACUAGCGUCGUUCAUUAAUACUUGGUUGAGAUUUCUAUGCCGAAUAACACGCCUUGAAUGUACUCUGGAGUGGCAAGCUCUAGAAUACGCGUGACCACAGUGCAAGCCGGAAGAAGUUUCUUUGACGAAAAAUCCCCCAACCAGAACGGGAAUCGAACCCGAACACCCGGCAUGAUAGUGUGGGACGCUAACCACUCGGCCACGGGUGCACCAAGACAGCCCUAAAUCGGACAAUUAAUUUCUCGAGUUUUGCUCUUAUCAACACAUUCGGCGAUCCAUUUUUAUUCAUAUAGAUAGAAGACGAUAUAGGAGUGCGUUUUAUCACAUUAAAAUCCAUUUCCACUUUCGAACGAAGAUCAAUUUCGUUACCGCAAACAUCGAAUGGACUAACAACGCUUGUCAAUAUGUAAUUGUAGAACACAUAGGAAUUGAAUUUUUCGAAUUUUCCCAUUUUCCUUCAGAGUUCUCCGAAGAUUUUCAAUUGUCAUGUGGAAUAUGUUUGAUUGAAAUAUGUGUAUUAUUUUUAUGGUACCCCCUCUUCUUUCCAGAGGAGGAAGGGGUGUCAUACCAUCAUACAAUCAUUUCUCGUACCCGAAAACCCUCACAUCCCAAAUUUGGCUCCAUUUGCUUGAUUAGUUCUCGAGUUAUGCAGAAGUUUGUGUUUCAUUUGCAUGGCAGAGAGGGAAGAGGAGUGUCGAACUACCCUAGAAACGUUUAUCGAUUCCUAAAACCUCUAUAUGCUAAGUUUGAUUCCAUUUGUUUGAUUAGUUCUCGAGUUGUUCAGCACCCUCCCCUCCUCCUCUUUAGAGAGGAGAAAGGAGUGUCAAACCACCAUAAAACAUGUAUUGGUUGUGGUUGUGCUAUUAUUAACACAACAACGAUCAUAUCAACUGUCUUCGCUGUCCGCUCCGCUGAACAAUGCAAUAACUGAAGAAUUACUAUUUCGAUUUAAUGGCUACUACUGUGAAAUUUAUAUGAGCAACAUGUAACAUGUACACGAUUCAAUCCGGUUCUGUUAAAUAUAAUGCUAAUGGAACUAUAAUGCUAAUGGAAUUAAAUAAAUAAGCAAAUGGGAUAAAACAAAAUUCAU
Messenger RNA from Toxorhynchites rutilus septentrionalis, 2374 nucleotides. RefSeq lists its product as uncharacterized. The record is from RefSeq and is a predicted model, not a curated record. Gene Ontology annotation, molecular function: zinc ion binding. The transcript has 4 exons. Bases 230 to 928 code for a protein of 232 amino acids. NCBI's taxonomy places the organism in Eukaryota, Metazoa, Arthropoda, Insecta, Diptera, Culicidae.